UCUAUCAGCCCUUAUCCAUAACCGCAACGACCGAGGGCGCUAUCGCUUUAACUGAAGGGAGGCACUAUUCGAUGAGGGAACUGGUUUUGACAUAACACCUGUUCCGGUAUCUGUAAUUUUGUUGCAGUAUUUAUGUAUGCACCGUCAUACAUAAAUACUGGAGAUAUGUUUGCGUGCUUGUAAAUGGACGGUGUGCCUUGCCUUCGCGUGUCGCAGUGUCAUGCACAGCAGUUCAGGAGAUGUCUACAGUCCAAAGGGGCUCUUGAUCUGAGUUUAUCUUUACUGAAAGACUCUGAUGAGACAGUCCUCUUGCCCAUUUCCGCAUCCUGUCUGCCACAACUUGAUCUGCUCUCUCUCAGAGCCACAGUGGUUUCAGAUGGUGCUUGUGAAGUAGUUUGGAGUCAGUCCCACCUGCAGUCAAAGACAAAGAGAGGAAGAACAAGUGGCAAUAAACUAGAGAAAAUCCUCCAGGAGGUGUUGGAAUCUCACGGUGAAGGAUGGACAGAGGAGCUGAGGGGUGACCUCCCUCGCAGCUUCCAGAGGCAUGGAGACCUCCUCCUGCUGGGGGACAAUUGCUUCUCUCUGCCACUCUGGAAGAAGAUGGAUCAACAGAUAUGGAGUGCGGUGGCCAGAGGCCUGGGGGCAAAGCGGCUGGCAAAGAUGAGUCGAAUAUCCACAGAUGGUUUUCGGUCUCCUGUGGUGACGAUGCUGUUCGGAGAGCACAGCUGGGUCAAACAUGUGGACAAUAGGAUUAGUUAUGAGUUUGAUGUCACCCGAUGCAUGUUCUCAGCUGGAAACAUAACGGAGAAGCUCCGGGUGGCUGGAUUUGACUGCAGAGGGGAGACUGUGGUGGAUCUGUAUGCAGGUGGGAUAACUGACAAUGUGUGACAAGGUUUUGAUAUUGAUGAAUAAUUCUCUUUCAACUUAAUCAUCAACAAAGGAGAAAUGAUAAAAAUGCACAAUCCUAGAUGUUUCAUUGGAUUUCUCUGGUGGAUUUCGUCUUUAGUCCAGGUUCCAGGUGUAUUUCCUGCCCCAUCAUGUUACGUUGCUUGUGUCCAACCCUUUUGCUUGUGUCCAACCCUUGUACUCUUCAGUGGUAAUUAAACAUAAUUUGAAUUAUUAAGUAUCACAGCUGUAUCUUGUGUUAGGUAUUGGAUAUUUCACUCUGCCAUAUCUGGUCCACGCGGGGGCCAGUCGUGUUCACGCCUGUGAGUGGAACCCUGACGCAGUUCAAGCUUUAC
Messenger RNA from Anarrhichthys ocellatus (wolf-eel), 1241 nucleotides. RefSeq names its product tRNA wybutosine-synthesizing protein 2 (gene tyw2). Gene Ontology annotation, biological process: wybutosine biosynthetic process; tRNA methylation. Gene Ontology annotation, cellular component: cytoplasm. The record is from RefSeq and is a predicted model, not a curated record. Bases 184 to 888 code for a protein of 234 amino acids. NCBI's taxonomy places the organism in Eukaryota, Metazoa, Chordata, Actinopteri, Perciformes, Anarhichadidae. Gene Ontology annotation, molecular function: tRNA methyltransferase activity. The transcript has 5 exons.